UGCUCCAUGCCGCAGCCCGCAUUUGAAUAAUGAAUAUGGUAGUUCGUAUCUGAGUUCCGCGAUUUAACGUUUCCCGUGUUACGUGUAGAAGUAAUGGCUGACGAAGAAUACGAAGCUGAUGAUGUUGGAGAUGACUUUGAAGAAGUGGAAGAAGAUGAAAACCUAGAAGAUCUUCAAGAUGGGGAGGAGGAGGAGCAUGCUGGUGGCAUCGACAUCUUGCCUGCAAGUGAGGGGCGAGCUGUGCCUAAAAACAAACGUAUCACUACCAGCUACAUGACCAAGUACGAGCGGGCGCGCGUGCUGGGCACCAGGGCGCUGCAGAUCGCCAUGUGCGCCCCUGUGAUGGUGGAGCUCGAGAGCGAGAGCGAUCCUCUGCAGAUAGCUGCCAAGGAGCUGCGAGAACAGAAGAUUCCUCUGAUCAUCAGACGUUACCUGCCCGACGGCUCCUAUGAGGAUUGGAAGAUCGAUGAACUCAUCAUGUCUGAUUUUUAAGUUAUAUGACGUUUCUUAUGUCUUCAUUUUAUGUCUUCUAAGUUGAGCUCAUUUUAUUUCACCGAGUAUUCAUUCUAUCAUCUCAUGCAUUUGUCAAGAAUGAAUUGGCUGUUUGUAAUCCACCAGUAUCAUCCCUAAUUUUAGGACUAUUGUGAUGUAGCAGUAUACAAUAUCUACGUC
Molecule: messenger RNA, 672 nt
Organism: Hyalella azteca
Lineage: Eukaryota; Metazoa; Arthropoda; Malacostraca; Amphipoda; Hyalellidae
Gene: RpII18
Product: DNA-directed RNA polymerases I, II, and III subunit RPABC2
Exons: 5
Coding region: 94-492 (132 amino acids)
Biological process (GO): DNA-templated transcription
Cellular component (GO): nucleus; RNA polymerase III complex; RNA polymerase II, core complex
Molecular function (GO): DNA-directed RNA polymerase activity; DNA binding
Source: RefSeq, a predicted model, not a curated record